Molecule: messenger RNA, 1362 nt
Organism: Ectocarpus siliculosus
Lineage: Eukaryota; Phaeophyceae; Ectocarpales; Ectocarpaceae
Source: the annotation of a GenBank genome assembly
AUGGGGGAGAGGUGCCCGAACAACAACUACCUCGAGAGCGACAAGAUUGCCGUCGGACACGGCGUGUGCGGAGACCCUCCUCAGGGCGGCUUGGACAACCCGAACACGUACAGCACCCCGAACACCCUCUGGCCUCCGAUCUCGACGUAUGAGUCGGGAUCCAUCAUCGAGAUCAGGGCGGUCAUCAACAACAACCACUGGGGGCACAUCGAGUACUUCCUGUGCGACACCGCUGACAUGGACGACGCUGACGGCGUGGUGACCCAAGACUGCUUGAACAAGUACCCGCUCGACCGCGACGAGACCGAUUGGUGGAACAGCCCCAUCGACCCGAACUACCCCGGGCGUUUCUUCGUGAACCCCGAGUGCCGCGGUGAAAAUGAAGAGACCGACCAAUCAGGAAGGCCCGAGCUCACUGGUGGCGGCCUCGGCCUGGACAAAGGCUACAUCAACAACGGACGUUACCAUCUGCCCAACAUCCAGUGCGAGCACUGCGUCCUCCAGAUGAAGUACUACGCGUACGUCGGGUGCCACCACCCCGGCUACCACGAAUUCGAGCCCGAGUGGCCGGGAGAUUGCGCGCCGGACAAGGAGGAUUGGCUGCCGCACAAGAACCCCGGUUGCAGCGACGAAGGCCAGAAGUGGGGCAACGUGUUCUUCGGCUGCUCCGACAUCACUCUGGUGGCCAACGGUGAGAUCGACCUCCAGGGCAACCCAAGUUGCACAUGUAGACGCACUUAUCAUAGGGACUUAAGGAAUAAUAUAAACACACAAUUCCUCGUCCAAAUCCCUACCCCGCCGAUUCCGGAGCAGGUACCCUUGUGUAUGUGCUACGAGCACUGCUAUUCCGAGGGAGCCGCGUACAUGGCUACUCAGUUUGGCUUCGAGUGCUGGUGCAGUGAUGACACAGACCUCGACUACUCCCGCCACUCCGACAACAUCGACGGCGGCGACGGCCUGUGCACGACGGCGUGCCAAGGGGACACGUGUUGGCGCGAACGAGCCCUCGACGCUUGCGCAGUGCUUGUGGAUCGGAGGGCGCUUCUGGUCGAAGAGGGCGACGAGGUCGACGAGUACGUGGGGUGCUUCGCCGACGACCCGGAAGAUCGCCUAUUGGGUAACGAAAUCAAGUACCAGCCCGACAUGACCCAGGCCGUCUGCCGCACGUAUUGCGAAGGCUAUGAUGCGCACUUCUACGCGACCCAGUACGGCGACGAGUGCUGGUGCGGAAUGUCUAACGACGAGGAGGACUACAAGAGACACGGGUCGGGAUCAUGUCUCAUGGAGUGCUCCGGUGACCCGGGGACCGUCUGCGGCGGAAACGACGCUUUCAACCUGUACAAGAAUAUGGACAAGCAGUGA